CACGGUUUAUUGGUACGAGUCUGGGCAGGUCAACAACUGCAGCAUCGGCAGAAAGGGCGUGCUCUGCAAGCCGUGCGGCGCCAUCCCGGGGUCGCUUGGAGGGGACGACGGAUUGGCGAACGUGGGCAUGGUUCACUCCGCCAUGGAGGCAAUGAGGACUCUGCUCGGGGGCCGCGCUAAGAGAGGACACCAGACGGAAACACCAGUCGAGCCGUUUACUCGACACAUCUCGCCGUUUGGCCGGAAGAUCUCGUACACGCAGUACGUGGAGAAGACGCAGACGGCAAUCAUAUUCGAUUGGGACGACACGCUGUUCCCAACCACAUACGUCAAGCACGAUCUGGGCCUCUCCAUCAAUCAUAGUCUGAAGGACCAGGCGCUCAGUCCCGGGAAGAUGGUACGUGUCCGGACCGCUCUAGCGAGAGCCGCGUGCGCCGCCGGACGGCUCCUCCGGUUGGCGGACGAGCGCGGGAAGGUCGUCAUUGUGACUUUGGCCAGGAGUCCGUGGGUCACCGAUUCCUGCAGGAAUUUCUACCCUGGGAUGGGCGAGCUCAUCAAGAAGCUCGGUAUCCAGAUUGUGUACGCGCGGGAUAGCGAGCAGAUUGAGCACAACAAGGUGACUUCGAUGGCCGAGGAUCAAUUCGAGACGUUCUGGGCCGAGACGAAGGGCAGGGCCAUCUCCAAGGUUCUGAGCGACUUUUAUUCCCAGUACGAGGGGCAGUCCUGGAAGAACAUCCUAUCCGUGGAGGGCUCACACUUUGAGCGGUACGGCACGAUGGCCGCGACGAUGCAGUAUGCUGCAGUCCAGGGCCUGGCUAACGAGGAAAACGGAAGAAAGAAAGACCGCAUAGACAUACAUGUUCGAAGGUCCCUGCGGACCUCCGAAGGUGUGUUGGUUUUUGCAGGGUUUCUUCCUCCAGGAGAUCUGCCUGGGCAGUCUGCAGGCGACGGCGAGGGCGUGCGAAGGCUCGAAGGGGUCCACGCGGUCGUCGCUGUCUGUGUCGAGCGUGAAGAGCCUUGAGAGCAGGGGCAGUGGGAGGCGAAUGUCGUGGGAGGGAACCGUCGGCGGCUACCAGGUCAAGGUCAGGACGAAGACCUUCAGGAUGCUGGGCGAUCCGACGGAAGAGGAGCUCAUCCCGAAGAAGAAAACCCGUUUGAUGUUUCGGUGGCUCCCUCUGAUGGUGGAGCUUGACGAAGGCUUCGACGUCAAUCUCAACAGCCUCGACGGCGAGGCGGCGUUCGAUAAGGUCGAGAGCACGCUGUUCGGUCUCAAGGACUGAGGAAGCGUGUUGUGUGUAUCAGCAACGUGUGGGCCCCUACCAGCAGGCAAAUUCAAUACGUCUUUGUUAGAAUAGUCUGCUGCACUGCGCGAAAUGUGCCUCGGUUCCGAAACCCAUAGUUGUGGGUGCUCACUAAAUGGGAGGUUCUCGUUGGUUGCCGUCAUACAAAGAGGCCGGCAACAGAACAAACGGGUGUUUUGAUCCAUUUGCCCCUUCACGACAUGUAUUGUUUCACUUGUCUCACCUUCUUGGC
Molecule: messenger RNA, 1533 nt
Organism: Prorocentrum cordatum
Lineage: Eukaryota; Dinophyceae; Prorocentrales; Prorocentraceae
Source: the annotation of a GenBank genome assembly